Catharus ustulatus (Swainson's thrush) is the source of this 7489-nucleotide messenger RNA. RefSeq names its product ankyrin repeat, SAM and basic leucine zipper domain containing 1 (gene ASZ1). Gene Ontology annotation, molecular function: protein binding. The record is from RefSeq and is a predicted model, not a curated record. Lineage: Eukaryota; Metazoa; Chordata; Aves; Passeriformes; Turdidae. Gene Ontology annotation, cellular component: pi-body. Gene Ontology annotation, biological process: piRNA processing. The transcript has 13 exons. Bases 20 to 1486 code for a protein of 488 amino acids.
GCGUGGCUGCGGAGCCGCCAUGGCCGCCGUGCUCUGUUCGUCCCGCAUCGUGGCGGGCGGCGACGAGGGCAGCGACAGCGACGACGGCGAGUGGGACAUUGGCGUCGUGCGGCACGAGCCGCAGCAGUUGGAUCAAAUGUUGCAGGUGGACAAGAAUGAGGCAUUAAAGAAGGCUCUGUUUCGUGGUGAUGUGUCAUUAAUUGAAGAGCUCUUAAAUUCGGGUGAGGAAAGUAUCAGCAUAGAAACUAGCUUUCAGUUUGGAUGGACUCCCCUGAUGUGUGCAGCCAGUGUGGCUAACUUUGCAGUGGUACGUCUUCUUCUGGACAGAGGUGCUAAUGCAUGUUUUGAAAUAGAUAAAUACACUGUGUUGAUGGCAGCAUGUACUGCACAAGCUUCAGAAGAGAACAUCUUGAAUACUGUCGAACUGCUUCUGUCAAGGAAUGCUGACCCUAACCUUGCUUGCAGGAAACAAAUGACUGCACUGAUGUAUGCAGCUAGAAAAGGCUAUCCUCGGGUUGUUGCUUUUCUUGUUGCUCAUGGAUCACACAUAAAUGCCCAAGAUGAAAAUGGAUAUACAGCAUUAAUAUGGGCAGCACAACAUGGACAUAAAAGUGUAAUUUUGAAGUUGCUUGAGCUAGGAGCUGACAAAAAUCUACAGACCAAGGAUGAAAAAACAGCAGCAGAGCUAGCAAAAAUCAAUAAACAUUUAGAGAUAUUUAGUUUGCUCUCUUUGGCUGCAAAUCACGUGCAAGGGAGAUGCCAUAAAGCAGUUGAGCAAGAGGCUAUCUGCAAAUUUCUGACAGCCAUCUCUGACCACAGUGUUGGUUCCUGUUCAACUUUUCAUGACAUGGAAGUGUUUUUACAUGGCCUUGGUUUAGAACACAUUAGAGAAUUAUUGAAGGAGCAAGAUAUAGCUUUAAGACAACUUCUGACCAUGCAAAAAGAUGACUUAAUACAGAUUGGCAUUACAAAUCCUGAAGAUCAACAGAAACUCCUAGAUGCUAUUAAUGAUCUGCAAGUGGAAGAAAAAAAAUUUGAAGACAUCUCUGAAAUUAUGAAACUGGAAUUGAGUGAAGAUGAAUUACUCAAGUUUCUUCAGAAGUUGAAUAAAGAGUGUAGUAAGCUGAUCAUUCCUGUGCAGACCAUGAAUAACCAUUUCCUCAAAAAUUCUCACAAGAUGGUACUGCAAUGGGCACCGACUGAAUGUUAUAUUGAAGUCUGCAAAGACGUGAUUUGCAAUGUUAAAAAGUUGGGAGAAGAAGCUGGCAAACUGAAGGACCUUUUGGUGGAGUAUGAAGAGAAGACUAAACCUAACCAAGUGAAACUUCCAGGAAAAGCAGCCACCUUGGAAAAAAGAUUAGGAAAAAUGGGAGUGGUAAUGUUGCUUGGAAUUGGUUUUUUCUUAUUUGUAAUUAAAUCAGUAGCAAGAGAACUCGAAUUUAAGUUUAGUGCUGUUUCUCAUCAUACCUGCAAUAUUUGUGUCUAGUAUGUAUUUUGAUCUAAAAGUACAGUUAUUAAAAAUUAAAACUGUUACUUAAGAGUAUCUUAGGGUUUUGUUUUGAAAUUUGUUGUUGACAUAGAAUGUAGGUCUAAAAUCUUGUCAAAGCGGCUUUUUCUGUUUUUGACAUAAAACUGUGAUUAUUUCUUACUAAUUACUCGUUUCAGGUUUUACUUUUACCUGUUCAGAGCUGAACAUCAGCAAAUUCUGAUUAUAUAUCACAUGCUUGUAUUUAAAAUUAUAAUUCAGAUAUGUUUUGGGGUUGGGAAGGUAUAAAAUAUUUUAAGUAUCACUUUCAAUUUAUGUUGAUAAAAGUCUUUCUCAUCCAGAGAGAUACAUGUAUUGGUUUUUUAUUUUCAUAAUCAAGAGAACUUGGAGCUCUUGUUACAUAUUGUCUAAAAAGUCAUUUCCCACUGAACUGUGAUACUUAAAUCAUGCCUUAAAAAUCUGCUUCCUUAGGGAUACUCACCUCUAUUAAGUGUUUCAUCACAUCUAUUAAAGGAUUAUAGUAGUCCUUUGCUACAAAACUGCAGACAACUUAGAAGGCAUAGCAGACUGGUUUUUCUUGGUCUGGUUUUCACUACAAAUUUUUUCUUAGUAUUUUCUCCACUUAAAAAGGUGUUUGUAAUCCCACAGUGAAACAUUUGUAACUGGUUUUGAUCUGCUUACCAAACCAGUUAUGUUGGGAAAAAGGGAAGUUGGUUUAAAUGAAUUCAAACUAGUUAUGUUUCUGCAGGUUUCAGUAAACGUCUGUAAAAAUGCUGAAUAUUUUGGAAGAAAUGUUUUUCUUUCAAAACGAAACAGAAAAAGUCAAAAAAAAUAUAAACCUGAAUGAGUGUGUGAAAAUUUUGGUCUCUUGAGUUUUCAGAAAUAUUGCGUGGAGUCUUAACCUUUGGUAUUCCCUCUAGAGAGUAGUAAGGAGAAGAGUAAAAACCUGGGUGCAAUUCCAGUGACUGUUACUGCUGUUUUCUGCUUUUUUUAGAGAUUUGCAAUGGGUAUUAGUGCAUUUCCUUGCUGCAAUUAUUUUAUGUCCUUUUGUUCUUCAAUGCCAAGAACAUCCUACAGAGUGAUGAGGCCAGAGGCAAAAUCAACAUAAAUUGGGGAGUUCUUUCUGGGUUUUUCUGCUCCCAAACUGGUGUCAGAGGCAAUAAGCUGUAUUCACCACCACCGUCUACCAGAAGUGGAAGUGAACAUUCUGUCAGCAUGAACAAAGUAUAUAAAAGUAUAUACUUAAAAAAUAGUUCUGUUUCCUCAUAUUAGUUUAGAAUUAAUCCUAAACUAAUAGGGUGCAUAUUGUGAAAAGAAGAACCUUUUAAAUACAGACCACUCCUCUAAUCAGCUCAAAAUAUGGUUCAAAUGCACUUGCUCAGUGGUGUGUUGGCUCGCAGGCAGUACUAGAAUUUUGACACCUAAUGUCUUUAGGGAGUUUCUGUUGGGUGAAGGUGUUUGGGGUUUUUGGGGUUGGUAGUGGAGGGGGGAAUGCCAGGCAUGUUGUUCAGACUAUGUUUCCUGCAUGGACUUUUGCAUUAGUUAAGUGGAAUUAUUUCAACCAAUAGUAAGGUUUCUGCCCUUCAAAAGAUUCUGCUUCUUAGCCCUUACUCCACUUAAGUGACAAUUUGCAUCAACAAAGCCACUUCAAAGGACACUGAAUAUAGCUUUCAUUUCAAGAGAUGCAUUUCCUGCCACUAGUAGAUUCUAGCAGAAAAGAUCUGGUCAAAUGGAGGCCUUUUAAGCUUAACUUGGAGCUCUUGCAGUUGAACAGAAAAUCUGCUCCAGAAAAGUUUUAUUAAUAUUUAACUAAAUUUUUAUGCCUUUGGUGUAAAAUACUUAGGAGGGAAAAAGUAAUGCAUUAUGGUUGCUGGUAAUUUUUUUUCAAGUGUGAGAGUUAUAAUAAAGUGAUUUUUGCAGAAGUGAGUCAAAGGUCUGAACUUCAGGAAGUGACCUCCAAAGUACAUUUGGAAGAAGCUGGUCCUUUUGAAUUAUCUUCUGGGUCACCUGUUUCUGAUGCUUAUAGUCACAAUUGUAAACACACAUGUGAACAUUGGGUUAAACAUAGGCUGUGCCAGCAGCAUUCUUGGCAUCCUGCACUGUUCAAGCAUAGUGUUCAAAAUUCCAUAAACCACUCACAAGAAGCAAGGGUCUUGGAGUAACCACUUUAAGCUGUUUUCAUUAGUUGGUCAAUUGGAAACCACUUUGCAUGAGGAGGACAUUUUAAGAGCCAAAUGAACAAAGAUUAUCUUAACAUACCAUAUCAUAUAAAAAUUAUAAUAAAAUUGCAUUUACCUUCUUGGAUUCCAACUCUGGCUUAGACAAUGCAUUUCAAGACCUUUUAUUCACUUUCAUGCUGUUGCAGUGUCUCUUUCAAAUUCUCUGACAAGUUGUCACAAUAUGGUAGUGAUAGGGCAGGAAGCAAAGAAAAGAUUCCUUCAGCAUCUGGCCCUUGAGCUACACUGUCAGAAUUCUUACCCUCACCAGUACCUCCUAAGGGAGCCUUCAUAUGAAAACGUUCCUGCUGAGAGGCUUCCUUCUGCAAGUCAUCUAAUUGCAGUCAUUAUCCCCAGAACAGUAAGAAUACAAUGAUUUGCACAUCUAUGAGAGGAUUGGGAGAGAAUGCUAAAGAGCUUUGCAUAUAUUAAACAGGUACACUGUGCAGCCCUGCUGCUGUUGUUCUCUUCCUACAGUAGUGCAAAUUGAAAUGCUGAGGAUUGGGUGAAUUGGACCUCAGGCCAAAUCCUUCAGGAUACCUGGUUGCUUAAAGAUGCAGGGAGGUUCCUACUUGCACAGUCAUUGGAUACCUAACUUGUCUUCAGAGGGAUGACUAUUCAUACCAUGGCCUUUUCUGAAUCUUUAGGCUGUUAUGUAAAAGUAGGGCCUUGGGCAGUCCUGUGGAGAUCUGAAGGAACUGCAAGUUGUUGGUUUUUUAAAAUUUUCCUGUCUAUGAUAGGCUGUGGCUUCUGUGUCUUGUGUCUCUCUUCUGUGCUUUGGGAUUUGCCCUGCUCUUUAAAUUUGACUUGUGCAGUACCUGGCCUUUCAUAAGGCAUUACUCUUAAUUAUUCCUGCUAUGCAAUUACAAGUAAUAAAGAGCAGUUUGGGCUAUGUGUAUUCUUAAAUUGAGAAAAAGUGAGCUUUCUUCCCCACUGUAUUCUUCGCUGACCUUAGCAAGUGUUUGGUUUAUCUUCUUUUAUUUCAUCCAAGUGCCUUGUUGAGGAUAAGAUUUAAAAUGUGCAAUUUAUUCUUUCUUUUGUUGUCUUUUAAGCCUUACAGGUGUUUCCCAAAGCUAUCACUUCCUCGUGAGUUGGUGAUUGCAUUUGCCUUCUCUGUUCCACCAGUUCUGUAAAGGUACAGAUUGUCUUUCCCAAAUAAAACUCCUGUGUUACUGCAAAUGUAGUAAUACACACUGUAAAGUACUACAAAUGUUGCUUUGGAUAUUCAUGUACAGAGACUACAGUUCUGAUUACCUGUUGGUAGGUAGCAAGGCUACAAACCUUGAAGGUCUUAACAGGUAUCAGAACUACAGAUUUCUGCUUUUAAACGUGUGUGCUGUCAUUUCUUUGUUCUGAAAGCAGGGGAGAAGUGUGUAUUUGAAAAUGUAAAUUUCCCUAUUCCAGAAAUAGGAAUUUUCAGGUAAUGGGGCUGUACUGAGAUACAAGUGAGACAUGACAAUGGGGUACUACUGGCAUUAAAUGAAUUAUGUGAUCUCAGCAGUUUUAGUAGCUGAUAAAUUACUUCUAGUUUUUAUUCUGAUCCAAAUGGCAUAGUUUCAUAUAAUAUAGAGCCACAGUCCCUGGAAGUGGGACUUACACAGAUUACCUCUGCAGAAAGAUUUUCAGUUCUUUUAAGAAGUGGUACUGGCUGUAAAAUAUAUGGGAAAAUGUGUUCUGUGUAAGAGUUUAGUGGGGUUUUUCCUAAAGAAAAUUUGAGAUGAACCUUCCAUGCCUUCAGCUUUCCUGAAAAUGGUCUUUAUUUGAAUGUAGAAAUACAGGUUUAACUACAUUAUUUUCAUUGUUGUAUUGAAAAACCUCAGCUCAGUUUUAGAAGGUGUGCAGAAAAUGGGGCUUUCAGUGCUCUGGCUACUCCAGUGACACCUGUAUUGCACGUGGCAUGAUUUCUUAAUUGUAUGAAAAACUUUGCAAAUAGUACUUGUUGAAGACAACAGAUUUCUAGAUUCAAUCUGCAGCAAGGGAGGCCAGCAGCCUCUCCAGGCUGCAUCAGGAACCAGCACUCCCUCUCAGGAAAGACAGUCCUCUGUGAACUUCUUCAGCAUGAGUGAGUCCUUUCCACAGGCUGCAGUUCUUCACAAACUGCUCCAAUGUGGGUUCCUCCCCUCUUCCCCUUAUGGAAUGCAGUCCUUCAGGAAUAGACUGCUCCACUGUGGGUCAGUCCUGCCAUGACCCUGCUCUAGCAUGGGCUUCUCACAGAGUCACAGCCUCCAACCCAGCAUGGGGUUGUCCACAAACUGCAGGUGGACCUCUGCUCCACCAUGGACCUCUGUUGGCUGCAGGAGGACAGCCUAACCCACUGUGGUCUGCUUGUCUCCUCUGCCCUCGCAGCUGGAGCACCUUCUCCCCCUUGUUCUUUACUGGCCUGCUUGUCUCCACAGCUGUUCCUCUCACAUUGUCUAACACUCUUUGGCACAAUUGCUGCUCCAGAGGGUUUUUUUUGCAUUAGCAAACAGUGGUCCUGUAGGUACAACUGCCAUCACUGAUGGCCUUGACCUUAGCCAGUGGGAGGUUCGUCUUGGAGCUGGUUGACGUAGGUUCUGUGAGACACGUGGGAAGCUUCUCGCAGAAACUACCCCUAUGCCCCCUGCUACCUAAACCUGGCCAUGCAAAACCAGUGUGGUUCCCCAGGUUCCUUUCCAAACAUGCCUGUUUUGUCAUUUCUCUAUAAUGAGUGUGGUUGUUAGAAAUAAUGGCUCCAAGGUGAACUUCUGUAGGGCUGGCACAAAGUGGAGGGGUUGGAGAAUUUGAAUAGCAAUAAAUGACUUAUGGAGAAGAAAAGGAUAAUAUUGGUAAGCCACUCAUGCAGUAGCCACAAGUUAAGGAGCACCUGUUUAAUGCAGAAGGGUAUGAGAAAUUCUAAGAAGUCAGCAUUUUACAGCAGGCCUGAGAAAGCUCGUAGCAGGGAGGAUUGUAGCCUGUCUUUGUAUGGGUCUAAAAUACUGCUGGAAUUUUCUGGCUUCUCACAGUUGUUUCUCUGCCCUGGUAAUUGAUCCAAAACGUAUUGUAAAUGUAAGAAAUAAGUGGCCAGAAGCUAAAACGUGGAGGUUUUUUACAGUGAUUACAUUUUAUCAAGUAGAUGCUGAGUGCUCAUCUGUUGCUUUUAAGACCUGCUAGAGUUAGUAAGAGGAACUGUAGUUGCCUCUGGGCAAGUAGUACUGUUGUAUAAGCAUUCAUGUGUCCCAAACUUCAAUUAUUCUUACUUGGAGUCUUUGCAGUCAAAAGAUUUUGACAUUGCAGUUGUGGGUGGGUAUUUGGUGUUGAUAUCUGAGGGUUGUUUGAGAUAUUUCUUUCAAGUGAAAUUGGUAAGUAGAUGAAUGUUAUUGUCUCAAAACCUCACAUAAUUCUGUGUUUUGCAUUUUCUUUCUGAACAGUGCUUACAUCUGCUAUUGUCUGUGGUCUUGCGAAGUUUGUACCGAGAAAGAGGAGAAUGGCUGUAAUAAGCAGUCUGAAGAACAGCUCUUAAAGGGUGCCUCCUAGCUUGCUCUUACAGGAUUUUCACCUGAGUUAACAACUGCAGGCUUCUUUAAGUUGUGUAGUCCCUAAUUCACUUAGCAACCUUGGGCAUUUGUCUUUUUUUCAGCCACGGCUGCUGUCUUAGAAGUGGGACAUCUCCAGCUUGAUAAUGAGGGUUCGUUGUUUGGAGUACGUGUUACCCUGUAUUUGCUUUGCAGAGAUGACACGAAGUGAAAAAGUUGCUAAAUCCCUUGUUCUGAGUUGCUUCCGGCCCCGGCCGCAUCGCCCCUGUCUCGGGCCGGGGAGCGGUGCGGCG